CCUUGGAAAACCCACAGCUCCAUUUUAUCAUCUCUAUUUCACAUUCACACAGAGCAAAAAGGAGGAGAAUAUAGAGAAGAAGAAGAAGUAGAAGAAGUUUGAGUGAAAUUGAUUAAGAUGGGGAGGGGAAAGAUUGAGAUCAAGAGGAUUGAGAACUCAACCAACAGACAGGUUACCUACACUAAGAGAAGGAAUGGAAUCAUCAAGAAAGCUAAGGAAAUCACUGUUCUAUGUGAUGCCAAGGUUUCCCUCAUCAUCUUUUCUAGCUCCGGAAAGAUGCAGCAAUACUGUAGCCCUUCCACUACGUUGGUUGAUAUCUUGGACAAUUAUCACAAGCAGUCCGGAAAGAGAUUGUGGGAUGCUAAACAUGAGAACCUCAGGAAUGAACUGGAUAGGAUCAAGAAAGAAAAUGACAACAUGCAAAUCGAGCUCAGGCACCUGAACGGGGAGGAUAUAACAUCUUUGAACCACAGAGAGCUGAUGGCCAUAGAGGAUGCACUUGACAAAGGCCUCGCAAGUAUCCGUGACAAGGAGGUCGAGGUUAUCAACAACAUUAGAGAAAAUGGAGAAAUGUUAGAGGAGGAACAUAAGCAACUAAGGUACAGGCUGCAUCAAAAGGAGAUUGAAUUGGAGGAGAAAGUGAGAGAGAUGGAUAUUAAUGGAUAUUACAAUUCCCACAUGCCUUUUGCCUUCCGGGUGCAGCCUAAUCAGCCAAACCUACAAGAGAGGAUUUAAUAUAUUAAUAUAUAUAUAUAUAUAUAUAUGUGUUUGUGUUUGCUUAUAUGGAUAUAAAUAUAUAUAAAUAUAUAUAUAUAAUCAAGAAUAUUGUAUGUGGCUUGCUUAAAUUCUGAACAAAUGCUUUCAGUUUCAGGGGUUUGUAAAAGAUUUCAACUUAAGCUCUUUAAACUAGUAUAUGGAUCGUCCUACUAAAACUCCUAUUAAAGGUUGUGUUGUAUGUUUGUUGGGCAUUAUUGCUUGAUUAAGUACUUCUUUUAGUGUGUGUUUAUUUUAA
Messenger RNA from Ziziphus jujuba (common jujube), 1012 nucleotides. Its product is annotated as agamous-like MADS-box protein MADS9. Gene Ontology annotation, molecular function: RNA polymerase II cis-regulatory region sequence-specific DNA binding; DNA-binding transcription factor activity, RNA polymerase II-specific; protein dimerization activity. Gene Ontology annotation, cellular component: nucleus. The coding region runs from base 118 to 735 and encodes 205 amino acids. Lineage: Eukaryota; Viridiplantae; Streptophyta; Magnoliopsida; Rosales; Rhamnaceae. The transcript has 7 exons. The record is from RefSeq and is a predicted model, not a curated record. Gene Ontology annotation, biological process: positive regulation of transcription by RNA polymerase II.